Molecule: messenger RNA, 509 nt
Organism: Otolemur garnettii (small-eared galago)
Lineage: Eukaryota; Metazoa; Chordata; Mammalia; Primates; Galagidae
Gene: USE1
Product: unconventional SNARE in the ER 1
Exons: 5
Coding region: 1-489 (162 amino acids)
Biological process (GO): retrograde vesicle-mediated transport, Golgi to endoplasmic reticulum
Cellular component (GO): endoplasmic reticulum; SNARE complex
Molecular function (GO): SNAP receptor activity
Source: RefSeq, a predicted model, not a curated record
AUGUUGGAGACUUCUAUGGGGGUCAAGGCUGUUGGCUGGAUCCAGGACAUGAGUCAGGAGCGGCCUCCACCUUGGGCACACAGACUGCAAGACUGUGCUGGAGAGCCUGAGCUGGAUGUACGAAAGAGAACUGGAGUGGCACGUCCCAGGUCAGCAGAUGAGAAGCAGUCAGCAGCUGAAUUAGACUUCGUGCUGCAGCGGCAUCAGGACCUCCAAGAAAAGCUGGCAGAGGAGAUGCUAGGCCUGGCCCAAAGCCUCAAGACCAACACACUGGCUGCCCAGAGUGUCAUCAAGAAGGACAACCAGACCCUGUCACACUCACUUAAGAUGGCUGACCAGAACCUGGAGAAACUGAAGACGGAGUCGGAGCGGCUAGAACAGCAUGCACAGAAGUCGGUCAACUGGCUGCUCUGGGCCAUGCUUAUUAUCGUCUGUUUCAUUUUCAUCAGCAUGAUUCUCUUCAUUCGUAUCAUGCCCAAACUCAAAUAAAGACCAGCCCCCACCCACCU